GAGGAGAAACGACCUUUGAGAAGAAUGACUGGACCCAGAAUAACUGGUUCGUUUAGGCAGAGGUUUGGAGGAAGAUUUUACAGACCACGGUAAUACCAGAAUACAUUUCAGAGCAACCUUGUGUAGUCUAAGGUUUGUUCUUGGUCAUUUCAACAUUUCCACAACUUCACCCACUCAUCCUAUUCAGAUUAGGUCUGAGAAAUACUCACUCACUCAUUCACGCUUUUUAUUUUCUGCAGUUUUCCUUACUGUACAUAUUCAUAAGGGACGAUCAUUCAUUCCGGAAGCACCACUUCAGUUUUGGGUUCCAGAGAUACCACUCCUUCACCUCCCGCCCACGGUUUCACUGGAGAGAGCAGUCCGGCCCCCCGGGGCCCCCAGGGCCACCACAAGGCCCCAACAGCCAGUACAAUGACCAGAGGAACAUGGACAGGAACUCCCCCACCAGGUCCUCGCCUAAAGAACACACCAGUAGGUUUACGGUUAUGUUGUGGUUGAGGGGAGUUUGGAUCAAAUUAACCUGUGGUUACAGGGUAAGCGCACUACCAUCUAUGCCAACAUGAACCAGAUCUCUUGGCAGAGUUCAUAGUAGGGUCUAGGGCUGCACAAUUAAUCGGAUUCACAUCGAAAUCUCAAUAUUGACAUGUGCAAUAUUCAUAUCGCAAGAAAUAUUUUGAAACGCAUCUCAGCCGCAUAAUGGCCUUUUUUAUAGUUCACCAAAAAAAAAGUGUCCUCUUGUGGCUGCUUCCCGCACACACCAAGCUCGCCCCCGUCACUUAGGCAGCGCAGUUCCUCCUCCUCGCUGUUAGAUCAUUUUAAGUUUGCAUGCUGUUCUCGUAGGUCAAAUGCAGUCAACCGAUUGUUCAAAACAAGAACGAUGCUACUUUCCACUUAGCUUCUCAACAUAGGUCAUUCUAUUUCUAGGAUUCCAACAGUUCACCCAAGUUUUUUGAUCUGUAUCGCAUGAAAAAUCGCAAUCACAAUAUUUGGUUAAAAAAAAUAUAUUUUGCCCAUAUUGGGCAGCCCUAGUACGGGCAAUAAAAUAUUUAUACCUAAAUACCAAUAUCACUUUUCUCUUGUGAACACUAGAGAGCAGUAUGAGCAAACAGUGUUCAUGUCAGCUCAGACAGUGAAUAUAUUAGCUACAUUUGGAAUGUGUUUUGCUCAUCAGUAUUCCUGGUGGUUGAUAGUCACCAAGCAACAACCUGACAAUGUUACAUAAUGCUGUCUGCACACAGCAUUGGUAGAUAUUAUAAUGACAGUAUUAUGUCAUCAUUCUAUACAAUGAAAUGGCUAGGAAUAGUAUCCUACUGAAAAAGUGCCAAUCAUUCCAACCUUCAUCAAACACCAGCAUUUUUAUGUCACCUCUCAUGUAGAAUACAGAAGGUGGUCCUCUGUAGCUCAAUUGGUAGAGCAUGGCGCUUGUAGCGCCAGGGUAGUGGGUUCGAUCCCCGGGACCACCCAUACGUAAAAAUGUAUGCACACAUGACUGUAAGUCGCUUUGGAUAAAAGUGUCUGCUAAAUGGCAUAUUAUAUUAUUAUAUGUUAUUAUUAUAAGAUAACAGCUGCUGAUCAUGAAAUUAUAAUAUAAUUUAUUUUAUACAGUACUGUAUUGGGCAUAUAUUUAAAGGGAUACUUUGGGGUUUUGGCAAAGAGGCCCUUUAUCUACUUCCCAGGAGUCAUAUAAACUCGUGGAUACCAUUUUUAUGUCUCUGUUUCCAGUAUGAAGGAAGUUAGAGGUAGUUUCGAGAGCUAAUGCCAACUAGCGUUACCCAUAGACUUCCAGUCAAUGCGCUAUCUGCUAGUAUGCUAGUAGAUACCCAUAGACUUCCAGUCAUUGCUCUAAUGCGAGUUAGCAUUUCCUCUUGAAUCUACCUCUAACUUCCUCAUUGCCAAAACCCCAAAGUAUCCCUUUAAGCACUGAACUGUAACUAUUUCUGAUCAUCAAAGUUAUCCUCAUCAUGUUAUUAUUAGUAUCAUGAAGAAUAUAAGUGGUUUAGUAAGACCACAAUCAAUGUGCCUGUAAGUCAUCAAUUAGUUAUUAUGCUUAAGCCCCAUUCUCUAUCAUGUUUGAAAGUGUUUUCUUGAAUAACUUUGUAUUGCCUUAAGAAUACCGAUGUAUUUUUAUCUGCAAUAGAAACCAUAAUUUCAUCUUUCAUCUCCUUGCUGCUGUUUAAAUUAGCUGUAUCGCUAUUCUCAACCAUGGUGGUGGUGGUUGUUUUUUCUCCUAUUUUAGGCAGCUGCUAUGUCUCUGCGCAGACUGCAGUACUGUGGAGGUGUGUGGGUGUGGGUGUGUGUGUGAGUGUGUGAGGAACAGGUUGCUCUAUGUGCCUGAGAGAUGUGCUAUGAUGGUGAAUCAUUGCUAUAGUGUGUGUUAGAGAUGGAGAAAGAGAUGGAAAACGAGAGAGAUAUAGCUAAAGAAAACGCUGAGAAAGAGGGAGUGAGGUAUCGGGCAGACAGCCAGCUCUGUAUACAGGUAAUGAACCAAAACAAAGCUAUCGCCUCACAUACCCACACUGCAGUCAAACGUUGUGAGGCAGACUUCGCAAAUCCCACCCAAUGCUGAAAGAAUGCUUAACGAAACAUACAUUUUAGCUCCUGCGCGCUGCCUGUACACAAUAACUCUUCCGCUGACGGUAGAGUGCAGCCAGAGAGAUGGAGAUGGGGAAGCUUAGUCCUGAAUUAUACCUGCAGCUAGAGACACUAAUGGGAUGUUAGUUUAGCCCUGAGGAGGACACUGGGUAGAUUGAGUAGUCCCAGCAUCAAUCACAGAUAUUAGAGUUAAUUGAGAGAUAUCAGCUGGGCCAAUCAAGGAUAUUAGAGUUCAUCACAGAUGUCAGCUGCUGUAGUUUAGCUCGAAGUUAUCACCCAUCUGUUCUAAGCUGUUGGUGUGUGUUGUGUUGAGUGGGGGCUUGUGUUGUAUUGUAUUGUUGUGUGAAGAUGCGGUAUGUCUGUGUGAUGUUGCAGGUGCUCUCAGGUCUUCUGCAGGCGCCAGCAGAGAGAAGGAGAAGCAGCCUGUGUCGUUCACAGUAAGUCCACAUUCCACCACUCCUCUCUGCCUCUUUUGGGAUCGGUGGAGUCUGUGCUUUAUACAGUAGGGCACACAUCCUGUAUCUGUUGUCAUGCUCCGCUAGUGUAUGGUGGUGACUGAAAACUUGUAAAUCAUUCCCUCUCUCUUCCAAAAACGACAACAUGUAGGUAGGCCUCUUUCACCAUAGAAAAACAACUUUUAGCCAGCAGGGUUUGGGUAGGUUACUUUCUAAAUGUAAUCCGUUACAGUUACCUGUCCAAAAUUGUAAUCAGCAAUGUAACUUUUGGAUUACUCAAACUCAGUAAUGUAAUCUGAUUACUUUCCCCUUAAGAGGCGCAGGUUAUUGGCUGGCAAGUCAUAAAAUCUGAUAUUAAACCUAACCUUAAGCACACUGCUAACCCUAAUUCCUAACCCUAACCUUAAAAGCUCAUUUUAGUUUUCAUACAUUUUUACAAUAUAGUCCAUUUUGAGGUUAUGGUUAGGCAUUAGUGUUAGCAGUGUAGUUAAGGUUAGGGUUAGAUUUCAAAUCAGAUUUUACGUCUUUGUGGCUGUUCCAGCCACGAACCUGUGCGUUACAAUUUUGAAGACAAAAUUACCAAUUGAUUUAUCCUGCAAUAAAUGUUGUUCAAUCUUAGAGUUUACAGAGUUCGCCAUAAAUGGAUGUUGUAUUUGACUUUAUUGGUUGGUUAUGUGGGGUUCUUCUAACCCAUUGCUUUUUACUACAGAUAAUAAUACGAUUAGGCUAUAUCUUUACAUUUAAAAAAAACAGUGUCAGAUUUCCAGUCAUUCCAAUUAAUGUAAUACCCCUUGAUCUUCAAGAAUAGGACUUGGAAAUGUACACUGAUCAAAAAUAUAAACGCAACAUGUAAAGUGUUGGUCCCAUUGUUUCAUGAGCUGAAAAAAAAGGUCCCAGAAAUGUUCUAUAUGCACAUAAACCUUAUCUGCAGAAAUUUGUUUACAUCCCCAUUUCUCCUCUGCCAAGAUAAUCCAUCCACCUGACAGGUGUGACAUAUUAAACAGCAUGAUCAUUACACAGGUGCACCUUGUGCUGGGGACAAUAAAAGGCCACUAAAAUGUGUAGUUUUGUUACACAACACAAUGCCACAGAUGUCUUAAGUUUUGAUGGAGCAUGCAAUUGGCAUGCUGACUGCAGGAUUGCCCAACAGAGCUGUUCGCCAGAGAAUUUAAUGUUCAUUUCUCUACCAUAAGCCGCCUCCAACAUUGUUUUAGAGAAUUUGGCAGUACCUCCAACCAGCCUCACAACCGCAGACCACGUGUAUGGCGUCGUGUGGGCGAGCGGUUUGCUGAUGUCAACGUUGUGAACAGCGUGCCCGAUGGUGGCAGUUGGGUUAUGGUAUGGGCAGGCAUAAGCUAUGGACAACGAACACAAUUGCAUUUUAUCGAUGGCAAUUUGAAUGCACAGAGAUACUGUGAUGAGAUCCUGAGGCCCAUUGUCGUACCAUUUAUCCGCCGCCAUCACCUCACGUUUCAGCAUGAUAAUGCACGGUCCCAUGACACAAGGAUCUGUACACAAUUCCUGGAAUCUGAAAAUGCCCCAGUUCUUCCAUGGCCUGCAUUCUCACAGACAUGUCACCCAUUGAGCAUGUUUGGGAUGCUCUGGAUCGACGUGUACAACAGUGUGUUCCAAUUCCCGCCAAUAUCCAGCAACUUCACACAGCCAUAGAAGAGGAGUGGGACAACAUUCCACAAGCCAAAAUCAACAGCCUGAUCUACUCUAUGCGAAGGAAAUGUGUCGCGCUGCAUGAGGCAAAUGGUGGUCACACCAGAUACUGACUGGUUUUCUGAUCCACACGCCUACCUUUUUUUAAAGGUAUCUAUGACCAACAGAUACAUAUCUGUAUUCCCAGACAUGUGAAAUCCAUAGAUUAAGUGCCUAAUGAAUUUAUUUCAAUUGACUGAUUUCCUUAUAUGAACUGUAACUCAGUCUUUGAAAUUGUUGCAUGUUUUGUUAAUAUUUUUGUUCAGUAUACAUUAGCAAAAUUGUUUUACCUGAGCAUAACUCAAAAACGAAGGACUAAUUAGCCUCAUUUGUUGUUUUAGAUUUUGUUGUCAUGGAGGACUGAUUGGGCUGAUUGCUUUGAGUUGAAAAAUGAAGAAAAUAAAAGCCCCACUGGUGGUCUUCUUAAAUUAAACUAGUUUUUGACAGUAUGGAGCACAAUACCACGGGGGAGCUUAGAAGGGAGGAACUCCAACUUUUCCAUAGGCUAGGAUCCACACUAUGCAGUUGUUGCAAGAGCACAUUUUUCACUGGCUGUCCACUGCGGGCGUAUUCAUUACUCCGAUUCUGUUGCAAAACGUUUCUUAAACGGAAGUAAACUGAACGAAAUGGGGAGGACCUAUCUGAAGUUCUCAUUUUGCUCUAUUUGCUUCCAUUUGGUUCUGAAAUGGUUUCCUUAAUGAAUACACCCCUGGUCGCAAAAACAAUGAUUGAUAGGCAGCUUAAACUUCUUAAAUUCAACCAUUAUUGGGUUUAAAUACACAUACAAUUGUGAACAGCCAUCCACAACAACAACAUUCUGUAUGGCGCAAAUAAAUGAGAGAGCAGCAGUGUGAUUCACCUCAAUGCGCUAUGUAGCCUAGAUAUCAAUAAGUGAUGUCAGUAAGCUACAUACCACUGCUGUCGUCCUGACCUCCAAGCAUUUAUUCAAAUUGGAUCAUCUUUGACGCCGACAGAAGUCACACAAUUGGAAGACAUAGCUUGGACUGUAGCCUACAAAAGCAUAUUAUUGCUCUUUUCCCGCGAUCCAUCAAACACAUUUGGUGUGUCAUCAUAGUGGUCUCUGAUUUGUGAUCAGACUCACUCUAACUUAACGUGCGCCUUUUUCAACGCUGAUUUGAAUGUCAUUGAGUAAACAGGUGUCCGCAAAAAUAUUUUCUGAAUGUAAAGUUUUUCAAAAAUAUCUAGUCUGAUUACAAUAUUUUUGCUGAUAACAUAACGGAUUACAGUUACAGGUUUUUUGUAGUCCGUUACAUGUAAUCCGUUACUCCCCAACCCUGUUAGCCAGUAAUGUAGCUUCAUACAAAUGAUCCCCCCCUGCUUGACUGCUGCUUCAAUUUCUCUGAAGUGAGAUGUACCACACUGGGAGGUAUGCACUACAACAAAUGUACUCAUAUUGAAUUUAAGUCGGAGUGAAUCUCUUUGCCCAUGAUGCUCGCUGUCAAAAAUAUUUAUUACACACACACACAGUCUUUCACGGUCCUUCAAAUCAAAGAUUUAAAAAAAAACUAAUGUUUGAGUAAUCUUGGCUAGUCUGCUCGGUAAGAUUAUUUGUGUGUGUGUGUGUGUGUGUCCUCCACACUCCUGGCUAGGAUGGGAAUUGGAAGGACAGAGAGAGCACAGGUGCAGCAUAAAGAAUUAAAUUGAAAGUUGGAAUAAUUGGGUAGUCAGACUUUGAGAGAAAGGAGCAGAGCGGAGCACAAGGUCUUCUCCUUCCGUUUAACCAUGCUGAUGAUUCAAAUGGAGGCUGGCUGCCUGCUAACCUUGAGUAGACACAGUAGAGGGGGAGAGAGAGGCUCUUAAUGAACUCAACAACAGUCAGGUCGGCUCUGAAUGGCAAAUGUGUUAAAGUCUUAAAGAAUACAGAGGGAAGAUGGCAAGUGGUAUGUGUCUAUUAUAGUUGCAUACAAGACUGUAAAACCGGAGGUCGAACCAGAAGGAAUGCAGAAACUUUUGAUUUGAAACAAUUUCACUCUUCAUAAGUAGAGCUUUGCUUAUAACUGCUUAUAACUCUCUCUCCCUUGCGUCUAUGUACGUGUCUCAAAAGAAGGAGAGAUCCCACAGCAGAGAGGGAGAAAGAGAGAGGGAUAGAUAG
Molecule: messenger RNA, 6864 nt
Organism: Coregonus sp. 'balchen'
Lineage: Eukaryota; Metazoa; Chordata; Actinopteri; Salmoniformes; Salmonidae
Source: the annotation of a GenBank genome assembly